CUGGUUUCCGUGCUUCGCGAUGCGCGACUAAAAUUGCGAGCGGGCGAAUCUAGCGGGACCCAAGCCGCAUAUUUCUCGGUCUCCGAACUGUGAACUCCAAACACAAAUUCCUCUCCUCCAAAAGCCUCCGCGCGGAAAUUACACAUACAUCCGCCUACAGGAAAGCCACGGGGCUCGUUCAAAAAUGAGCAAUGGAUCCGCUCUCCUGCUCUUAACGCGCCUACCAAAGGUUGGCCGGUUUCCUCAGUUGGCUGCUUCCAAUGCGACAGUUCCUGUGCGAUGGUCCUCCACCGCCGUCCCGAGCUCGACGACUCCACGACAAUGGUCAACGCCACUGGCAAAAUCGCUUGGUGAAGCUAUAAGCGUCACCGGCCCAGUAUCCAUCGCAGCGUACAUGCGCCAAUGCCUCACCUCCCCCGAUGGCGGAUAUUACACCUCUCGCGGCCAGGAGGCUGAGGAUACUGAGCUUUUUGGCACCAAGGGGGAUUUCGUGACGUCACCGGAGAUUUCUCAAAUUUUUGGCGAGCUGUUGGGUAUUUGGACCGUUGCGGAGUGGAUGGGACAGGGGAGGAAGAGUGGUGGGGUGCAGAUAAUUGAGUUUGGACCGGGCAAGGGGACACUUAUGGGGGAUAUGUUAAGGUGCUUUCGAAAUUUCAAGAGCUUUGCGUCUACGAUUGAGGCUGUUUAUCUGGUAGAAGCCAGCCCGGUGCUGCGGGAGGUUCAGCGGAAAUUACUCUGCGGAGAUGCACCUAUGGAGGAGGUUGAGGCUGGGUAUAAGAGCAAGAGUAUACAUCUGGGUGUCCCGAUUGUUUGGGCAGAGCAUAUCAGUUUCCUCCCAGAUGAACCCGAUAAAACCCCCUUCAUUUUCGCCCACGAAUUCUUCGACGCCCUACCCAUACACGCCUUCCAAUCUGUAGAAGUACCAUCUCAGCCCCAGACCAUUAACUCGCCCACUGGUCCUAUCACUCUCCACCAAUCGUCCGCUCCCUCUUCCUCCACUACCACCCAAUGGAGAGAACUCGUUGUCUCGCCCAACCCAGAAACGCCAGAAGUGAAAAGCAGCAAGGAGCCCGAAUUCCGCCUUUCACUCGCCAAGGCAUCCACACCGUCCUCCCUCAUCCUCCCCGAAAUGUCGCCCCGGUACAAGGCCCUAAAAUCAACUCCAGGGUCCACAAUCGAGAUCAGCCCGGAAAGCCAAACGUGCGUCCAAGACAUCGCAAAGCGGAUAGGAGGUGCGUUUACCUCCCCAUCCUCCCCAGCGGCCACGGACGCGAAGAAGAAUAAAGUCCCUUCCGGCGCCGCUCUUAUCCUCGACUACGGCACCACCUCUACAAUUCCCAUAAACUCCCUCCGCGGCAUCCGGAAACAUCAGCUCGUUUCCCCCUUUGCCGCUCCCGGCCAGGUUGACGUUAGCGCCGAUGUGGAUUUCACGGCGCUGGCGGAGGCGGCGAUUGAUGCUAGUCCCGGCGUGGAGGUGUAUGGGCCGACGGAACAAGGGGCGUUUUUAGAAGCCUUGGGGAUUUCGGAGAGGGCGGCACAGUUGCUGAAGAAGGUGGAAGGGGAGGGCGAUGAGGAGAAGAGGAAGCGGAUUGAGAGUGGGUGGAAGCGCUUGGUGGAGAGAGGGGGGGGGGGCAUGGGGAGACUAUAUAAGGCUUUGGCUAUUGUGCCAGAGAGUGGGGGGAAGCGGAGGCCUGUUGGGUUCGGAGGGAGUGUUUUAGGGUAAGGUAAACCUUUUUGGAGGGUUUGGUUUGUAUUUAUAUAUGUAAUUUCGUAUGUAUUAUAUAUCCUUGAUGUAUUUUAAUGCUGGAUCUCUGGGUUUUUGGACGAAUAGGGGCGGCAAAGAUGGGUAUCGUAUUGAGUAUUUCCCUCAUGCUGGAAUAACUAACCAAUUCCAAUUAUCAUGAGAAAUCUUGUAUUUUCAAAGAUCCUAUCAUCUAUCAGAGCUUGUUGUAUAGGAAGCCACGAAGUUCUCUAUAGAAUGAUUGGAGGAAGAAACAGCAUCCGUUGUUGGAAUGGCUCAUGUCGAGCUUGUCUUGGCCGCCGGUUAAUACUAUUUCAACCCAGUCUUCGAAUAAUCGCUGUUAGGGACGUAUACUAAGGAAUGAAGAUGUUUUGGCAAACCUGUGCGGGCUAGAAAUGAAGGUAGUCUUCU
Messenger RNA from Blastomyces dermatitidis ER-3, 2152 nucleotides. RefSeq lists its product as uncharacterized. Lineage: Eukaryota; Fungi; Ascomycota; Eurotiomycetes; Onygenales; Ajellomycetaceae. The transcript is spliced from 4 exons. Gene Ontology annotation, molecular function: protein-arginine omega-N symmetric methyltransferase activity. Bases 185 to 1723 code for a protein of 512 amino acids. Gene Ontology annotation, biological process: mitochondrial respiratory chain complex I assembly. Gene Ontology annotation, cellular component: mitochondrion. The record is from RefSeq and is a predicted model, not a curated record.